Eleginops maclovinus (Patagonian blennie) is the source of this 1333-nucleotide messenger RNA. It is a transcript of the gene guca1aa, whose product is annotated as guanylate cyclase activator 1Aa. Bases 208 to 777 code for a protein of 189 amino acids. Lineage: Eukaryota; Metazoa; Chordata; Actinopteri; Perciformes; Eleginopidae. The transcript is spliced from 4 exons. Gene Ontology annotation, molecular function: calcium ion binding; calcium sensitive guanylate cyclase activator activity. The record is from RefSeq and is a predicted model, not a curated record.
CCAAGGAGGACACAGAGGGUGGUGCACCACCUCCUCCUUAGCUACAAAAGGCCCCCAUCAGCUGCUGCUCUCACCCUAAGCCCUGUUGUUGUGUGACUGUGAGGAGGGAUAACAUCCCCUUCACAGUAGACCAUCGGGCAAAGAGCAGCAGCUGCAGAAAAAAAGUUCAAGGUAUCUUCUCACUACACACUUACGUGUCAAAAAGGAAUGGGUAACUCAUCAGGAAGCACCGUGGACGACCUGCAGGCAGUGGAGAUGCACCUCUGGUAUAAGAAGUUCAUGACCGAGUGUCCUUCGGGUCAGCUCACCCUGCACGAGUUCAAGCAGUUCUUCGGCCUGCGAGGCCUGGACCAGGAGGCCAACGCCUACAUCGAGCAGAUGUUCCGCACGUUUGACAUGAACAAGGACGGCUACAUAGACUUCAUAGAGUAUGUGGCCGCUCUCAGUCUGGUGAUGAGAGGGAAAAUGGAGCACAAGCUGCGCUGGUAUUUCAAACUUUAUGAUGUGGAUGGUAACGGCUGCAUUGACCGUCAUGAGCUCCUCAACAUCAUAAAGGCUAUCCGUGCUAUCAAUGGGAAUGAAAAUCAGGAGGAUUCAGCUGAGGAUUUCACUAACCGCGUGUUUGACAGGAUCGAUAUAAACGGAGAUGGUGAGCUCUCCUUGGAGGAGUUUGUGGCCGGUGCUCGCGGUGAUGAAGAUUUCAUGGAGGUGAUGAUAAAAAGCCUGGACCUGACCCACAUCAUGACUAUGAUCCACAACAGGAGGCACAGUGUUUAGGUUCUGACCUGACGACCUUAUCCUUAUUCAUGAUUUAACCUGAGAAUUCAGUACAUUGAGAUUUCAUUAAGAUUUAAUCCAGGUUAUUGUCGUUCCAAUGUGCUGCAAAAACUGAAUUCUUAUUUCUAAUCACUAAAAGAAUGACAUAUGCAUUUGGAUGACUCAAGUUAACCUUUGCAAAGUGGUCAUUGUCUUUGUUUAUCAUCGCUGAGCUCUCCCAAAGACACCUUGGCACGAGGGAUGAUCUCUCAGACGGUCUGCUUACCCACAGAUGCCCUCAGGGAUUAAACAGGGAGACAGUCGAGCAGAGUUGCAUUUAACGCACUUAAUGCUUUCUAAAUCUGUAUUUUCUGGGCGUCUAUUGUUCUACAUCAAAGAAGUUGAAUCGCUUUUUACCUGUUCUUGCCUGUGGGGUUAACAGGAGGAAGAUAUGACUUUGCAGGAGAAAGUACACCAACAGGUAGAAGUGUCUGAAGAGAUUAAGCAGUGUUCUCAUAUGUUUACUUUUUUAUCCUUUUAUAACGUUUAAAAUAAAGCUAAAGCAGAAGACAAAAUA